Coregonus sp. 'balchen' is the source of this 1548-nucleotide messenger RNA. The record is from the annotation of a GenBank genome assembly. Lineage: Eukaryota; Metazoa; Chordata; Actinopteri; Salmoniformes; Salmonidae.
AUGGAGAAGACACGCCUAAUGGAAAUGCUCUUUAUUACUUUCAAUCACAAUGUCACUUUCCUGGGUAGGUGGACAUAAUGUAAAUGGACCUGUAAAUGGUAUAUGUAUGGGAUAGUUGAUGUUACUCAGGCCUUUAUGCAACAUCUUUUUGAGUGCAGUCAGACCCAUUACAUUUUUGCUUAUCUAGAUUCACAGGUUUUCCGCACCAACUACAUUUUAAGGGAGAGCGCGAUGGUCUUCUUUUGAUAGUUGUUACUAACAAAUAGCUUUCUUUUCAAUAUUGGUGUCUAACAUUAAAAUGUAUGUGAGUGAAUCAUUAAUUGAUUGGCUCUUUAUGCAGGGAAGACGUGGUUGAUCUUGAUGGUGGUCCUGAGACUACUCAUCCUCCUGUUCUCUGGCUAUCCCCUCUUCCGGGACGAGCAGGAGCGCUUUGUGUGCAACACCAUCCAGCCGGGCUGCACCAACGUCUGCUUUGACUGCUUUGCUCCCCUCUCCCUCUUCCGCUUCUGGCUGUUCCAACUGAUCAUGCUCUGUCUCCCUCACAUGAUGUUCAUCUCUUAUAUAGUCCACAAAGUAUCGUCAGCUCUUCGUAUCGGAGGGAACUAUUUCCCCGGCAGCAGAAGUCCGGUAGGGGCUCUGUGUAACCCUCAACAUUCCCUACCAAAAGGGACGCCUAACUUUUUAAGUGCUUACCUCCUGGACCUGAUACUGCGUAUCUUACUGGAGGCAGCAUUCAGUGCCGGCCAGUACUACCUCUAUGGCUUCUCUGUCCCCAGGAGCUUCCAGUGCUAUGAGUCCCCCUGUACGUCCAUGGUGGAAUGCUACGUAUCCAGACCCACAGAGAAGACCAUCAUGCUCAACUUCAUGCUGGGGGCUGCCUCCCUGUCUCUGCUACUGAGUCUGGCAGACUUGGUGUGCUCUGUGCAGCGCAUGGUGACACAGGGGAGGAGAGAGGAGCAGGGGAAAGAGCUGAAGGAGGGCGGACUGUUCAUGAAUGGAGGGGUUGGGGAGGACAUGGAAGUCCUGUACACCCAGAAUACUCUCAAAACUGUCCUAAAGAGAGGACAAAGUCACAUUGACAAACCAACCUCGAGCGGUAUCCCAAACAGUGACCUUUCACACGGACGAGUGAGAAUAAACAAUGAGACCCAGGUAAGGGUGGCUGCCCCACCCCUGCAGGGGAGAAGGCCGCCGCGGAGGGAUGCAAGGAUGACACCUCCGCCGCCAUUUCAGCCCAUCCCUAUGGGUGCUCCAUCGAACGGUCGCUUUGUUCAUCCCAACCAAAUCUCCCAUUCAUCUCCUGUCCAUCUCUCCAGGCGGUUAGAGAGAAACCCAGUGGUAGUCUCACGCCAGUCUACCCCCUCGCCAAUGAACAGUGGCCAGAGGCAAGGCUGCUACAACGUGGUAGACACAACACUCCUGGAGCAGCAUUAUGAUAGCGCAGAGUCCCGUGAUAGGCUCCAGGAGGAAGUCAUCCUGCAGGAAGUGGGGGUAAGGGGCACCUCAAGCUCCUCCAGUGAUUCUUCUUCCUCAUCAGAUGCUCAAUAA